This is a messenger RNA of Scomber japonicus (chub mackerel), 3501 nucleotides long. RefSeq names its product serine/arginine repetitive matrix 1 (gene srrm1). The record is from RefSeq and is a predicted model, not a curated record. The transcript has 16 exons. Gene Ontology annotation, cellular component: spliceosomal complex. Gene Ontology annotation, biological process: regulation of mRNA splicing, via spliceosome; mRNA processing. Lineage: Eukaryota; Metazoa; Chordata; Actinopteri; Scombriformes; Scombridae. Gene Ontology annotation, molecular function: RNA binding. Bases 423 to 2762 code for a protein of 779 amino acids.
AAGGGAUAUAAUUAAAUAAUGCUCAUCCUAGUCAAAAUGAAUGGGUAAAGUAACAAUUGGUGUAAAACUGAUUUAUAAUGACAUAACCAUGUUUUGCUGUUAUGUGACAAAGUGCCUUUAUUCAGCAGUCUUCUAAUGAUGAUGUGAUUUAUGAUUUAAAAGGCCUGAACCAAUAUGGAUGUUAUACCUUGCAUCAGAAGUAUAGCACCAACACCUAAUUAGCUCUCUCCUGAGCCCAAAGUCACUGAGCCCAACUCUCCCUUCAUGAUGCAGUGUGUGGUUUGAGAUAAAUGAUAUAACAUUAAGCUCAAGGUGGUUGAGUCUCAAGCAGUAGGGAGGCGGAAGCAAGCCAAGGGAGCUCCGUGCCCACUGAUCCCACGGGACUCACUGAAGACACCGGAACUCACCCGGAUAGCAAGGUGAUGCAGAUCAACCUGACAGGUUUCCUGAAUGGGAAGAACGCCAGGGAGUUCAUGAAGGAUCUGUGGCCCCUGCUGCUGAGUGCCCAGGAGAACAUUGCUGGCAUCCCAUCAGCUUUUCUGGAACAGAAGAAAGAGGAAAUCAAACAGAGACAGAUUGAGCAGGAGAAGCUAGCGUCUCUGAAGAAGGUGGAUGAAGAUAAGAAGGAAAAGGACAAGGACAUCAGAGAUAGAGCUCAGUCAAAGAGCCCAAGGAGGCGGAAGACAAGGUCACCAUCACCACGGCGAAGGUCACCAGUGAAGCGAGAAAGGAAACGAAGCCCCUCACGCUCCCCCAGACGUAAAGCCAGUCCAGUCGGAGGUAGUUCACCCCCACCACCUCUGAUGCAGCUGCCCUCAAAACCUUUGGAGCAGCUUGUGGAGCCGGACACAUCAGGAAGAGCCAUGCCGGAACCAGUCGUCCAAGAAGCUUCUUCCACCUGUGACACAGUUGUGGAGGUGGUGAAAGCAGACUCAGUGACUGAAGUCAAAGAACCCUCCCCAGAGAAAAUUCAGAAGAAAGAGGAAAGGCCCCGGUCUCGGGAAAGGGAAAAGGACAGCAGGAGGGAACGACCUCACCGCUCCCGUUCUCAUUCCCGCUCUCGCAGACGACGCUCCCGUUCAAGGUCUUUUUCCCCUCGUAGAAGGCAGAGUCCAAGGAGAAGAAUGUCUCCUCGUCGAAGAAGCCCACCCAGACGAGGUCCCACAAGCUCCAGACACAGACACAGGCGCUCCCCUGUCCGCAGCAGGAGGCGUUCUCGUUCAGCUUCAUCCUCUGGCAGCAGCUCCUCAGGCUCCCGUUCGCCUAAAAAAGCAAUGAAAAGAAUAUCCAGCACUCCACCCCGAAAACAGGCCCAUCAUCCGGACGCCUCCAUUAGUCCUGCUGGGAAAGAUAGACGGUCACCAUCUCCACGGACCAGAAGGGGCAGAGGCUCAGCGUCACCACCCAGAUCAUCUGGUCUGAAGCGUAAACAAGGAGGAAGGGGUGAUUCUCCAUCUGAUAAUGCCAAAUCCAGACCUUCUGAAGGAUCCGAGUCGGAGGAGGAUAAAAAUGAGAAAGGGGCAACAGCAGAUUCGGUGCAACAGCGACGUCAGUAUCGCAGACAGAAUCGACAGUCGUCUUCAGAUACAGGGUCUUCCUCUUCAGAAGAUGAGGGGCCCAAGAGACCAAAGGCAGGGCCAGGUGCCAGAAAUGGUGACGUCAGGAGGCGACGUAGCCGUACACCUUCUCCACGAAGACGACACAGGGAUGCCUCUCCAAGGAAAAGACGUUCUCCAUCUCCUGGUGGACGUAGACGUCGCUCUCCUUCUCCGCCACGACGUCGCAGAUCUCCCUCUCCUCCUAGACGCAGGUCUCCUUCUCCACCUCCCCGCCGACGAUCUCCAUCCCCGAGACGUUACUCCCCCCCCAUCCAGCGUCGCUACAGCCCCUCACCUUUACCUCCACAGAAGAGGAGAUUUUCUAGCUCUCCCUCAAAACGCUCUUCUCCAGGGGCAAAGCGACGCCCUUCUAGGUCCCCCAAGCGCAGAAGUUCUCCUGCUCAAAGGCGGCGCACACCUCCUUCUUCAGCGUCUCCACCCAGACACAGGAGAAGCCCCAUGUUGCCUUCUGUGAGGCCAAGCAGGGAUACACGAUCUCCUGUUGCAGCAGCCAGUCGCCUCUCCCCGUCCCCCGCAAACCGCGGCCGUGCUGUUAGGGGUUCCACCAGUCCUCAGGGACGUUUUGAAACCUCCAGUACAUCUCCAUGUAGCCAGCGGAGGCAAUCCCCCUCACACACUGGUAAACCCAUCCGCAGAGUUUCCCGCACCCCAGAGCCACGUAACAACCAGAGACCGUCUCCGAGCCCUCAGCCAAUGAGGAGAGUGUCCUCCAGAUCCAGAUCUGUUUCCCCUCAACCAGCAGCUCAGAAACGUCCAGCUGCUGCAUCUGCUUCCCCCUCACCAUCUCGCUCUGCCAGUGUGUCCCCACCACCAGCCAAGAAGGCCAGCAGUGGUUCAGGCAGUCAGUCACCAAGCAAGAACUCAGACAUUGAUGGCAGUGGAAAGAAAAAGAAGAAGAAGAAGGAGAAGAAGCACAAGAAAGAGAAGAAACACAAGAAGCACAAGAAGCAUAAGAAGGAGAAGAGUGGUGCUGCUGGGACUGGAGAUGGACAAGAGAACCAGGGUGUGGAUGAGGAUGGAGAAUCGAGAAAGGAAUCAGACAGUGAAGUAGACGACAGCCUGGACGACCUGGAGAAACACCUUAGAGAGAAGGCCUUGCGCUCCAUGAGGAAGGCCCAGAUGUCUCCAUCACAAAUGUCCUGAAAACAAGGAGCACCCCCUUCCUAAAUUUUCCACUUACUCUUGAUGUUUGUCAUCAACCUGGUUCAGCUUUAGAAUGUACAAAUUGUUAAUUCUUGAGUCUUUUGUUUUCUUUUUACAAGUUUGGUACAUUCAGAACAGUGUGUUUCAUUAAGAGCUUGAUUUGUCAGUUAGUGUAUUAUCUAAACUGUAAAAAAAAAAGCUUGUGUUGUCCAUAAUUUUAAAUUGUUUAGCAGGGAAACGGUUUAAUCUCAAGAGGUUUGAGUUGGGCAAGUUUAAGAUCUUUUCCACAGACUACAGUAGAUUCCAUUGAGAAAUGAUUGCAUGUGCAGUGAUUGUCUGUGUGCAUGAACCACUGAACUUCUGGAGUGUAGAGACAAACCAACAUACAGUAACACACUGUUACCAUUGCCUUUUUACCAGUGGAAACAGGCACAGCUGUGUGAACUGCUGAAGAGGUUGUAACAGAAUGUCUUGUCUGAUAUUGUAACUUAAUAGAGGUAUUGGCAUUGUUUAACCUGCUGUUUUCUUUCUCUCACUUUGAAACAGUCUUGUUUGAAGACUAAAACAAUCUGAUGUGAUACAGAGUAUGCUUUAAUUUUCCCAACUGAGUUGAUAUGCAAUUUUAUGUUGACGCCCUUGCACCAAGCAAAUCUCUAUUGGGACUGCUUUAUGAUUUGUAUUUAGUACCCCUGACUCCUGUCAUAUUGUCGUCAUUCAGAAUUAAAACCGUUUUAUAGGA